UGCCACUGGUAUGAUCGUAUCAAACGUUUUGAUUCCGCAGAAAAGUUUAAAAUUUUACGUUUUUCUACGUUAAGCACUUCAUUUAUUUUUCACAGUUCUAAAUCCGACAUUGUUUCCCUUUUUGUACAAUCGUAAAGAAAGCUUGUCCGAUAAGUUUCUAAUUUCUUACUAGUGCUUUUUAGGAGUGAUUGACGGUCAGCCGCGCUCAUCGGAUUGUCACGACCGCCACAUUCUGUAAUAAGUACCUUUUCGAGCCACAACUGCGAAAUCCAGACGAGACAAUGAAUGGACCCGGGGGACUGGAAAACGUUAAUCCACAGGUUUUCCAGAAAUCUGACAAACGAACUGUCACGGCAGAAGAAGAGGACGAGAACAUCGCGGAUAAAUUCGAUGAUCGCGAAAUCUUUGACAUGAUUCGACGGAUUAACGAUCCGGAGCAUCCUUUGACAUUGGAAGAACUUAACGUGGUCCAGAUUGAUCAUUGCGAAGUAGACGAUGACAAUAAUCGCGUAAAUGUGUUCUACACACCAACCAUUCCCCACUGUUCCAUGGCUACGCUCAUCGGAUUAGCCAUCCGUGUGAAGCUGCUGCGCUCUCUUCCUGAACGAUUCAAGGUGGAUGUGCGAAUCUCCCCGGGCAGUCACGUGUCGGAGUUGGCUGUGAAUAAGCAACUGGCCGAUAAAGAGCGAGUGGCCGCCGCUUUGGAGAAUGGCCAGCUGCUGGAUGUGAUCAACCAGUGUUUAACAUUUCCAAACAUGAAGCGAUAGAUAGAGUCGGUAGACUGUACUUCGUAGUUUUUCUUUCUGACAUAUUUGGGAGUACCAGUAGACGUCCGCAGUACAAUAUCUGCCUGUCGCGGGAGUUUUUUCGAAAUUUAUUUGAUAGUCCAGCAAUAUUAACUGGUUUAGAGGGAAAUUGCAGCGUAACUUGAAUUUUCGGUUACGAAUCGACGACAGUUUCUGUAAAUUGUACUGACCUAUGAUAAUUCAAAUAAGGUUUUCUAUCGGGCAAUCGAAUCAUAUGUCAAUCGUAAGGUACUGAAAUGAAGCCACAUGGAUUCUGUGAUUUGGCUGUAUAAAAAUGCCGAAUUCGGAUGAUUGAUGAGUACUACAGAAGUAUUAAAGAAUGUUGG
Paramacrobiotus metropolitanus is the source of this 1132-nucleotide messenger RNA. RefSeq names its product MIP18 family protein galla-2-like. Bases 282 to 767 code for a protein of 161 amino acids. Gene Ontology annotation, biological process: iron-sulfur cluster assembly. Gene Ontology annotation, cellular component: cytosolic [4Fe-4S] assembly targeting complex. The record is from RefSeq and is a predicted model, not a curated record. Lineage: Eukaryota; Metazoa; Tardigrada; Eutardigrada; Parachela; Macrobiotidae. The transcript is spliced from 4 exons.